Molecule: messenger RNA, 5742 nt
Organism: Xenopus laevis (African clawed frog)
Lineage: Eukaryota; Metazoa; Chordata; Amphibia; Anura; Pipidae
Gene: kdm5c.S
Product: lysine demethylase 5C S homeolog
Exons: 28
Coding region: 411-4955 (1514 amino acids)
Biological process (GO): regulation of gene expression; chromatin remodeling; regulation of DNA-templated transcription
Cellular component (GO): nucleus; chromatin
Molecular function (GO): DNA binding; histone demethylase activity; histone H3K4me/H3K4me2/H3K4me3 demethylase activity
Source: RefSeq, a predicted model, not a curated record
GAACCUUUCUGCGCUGGGCUAGGGACACCAGAACACCUGCAAAGGGCGGGGUCACCGGAGGGGGCGCGGAAGGAGACGAGUAAUACGUCCUCAAGAUGGCUGUCGCGCAGGCUGAGGGGGAGAAGCGAUUCUGAAGAAGGAAAACAACAAUAACAAGGCUGAAAUUGACCCAGUCAGAACGGCCUGCCCGUGGACAAGGUGGAGGAGGAGGCAGAAGACUCCCCAGAUCUGUAGCACAGGGUCGAUGAGGUGGUGUCAGACCUAGUGGCUCGUGUUGAGACCUUCCGCCGCCCCCCCCCCCCCCGUUUCUUCCAUAUGUUGAUGCUGCUGCCUGGACUGCAGGAUGACUCUGUGAGACAAGGCGGCUAUCUUGUUGGGAUUUACAGUACGUGCUUGUUUGGCAAGGGGACAUGUUGAAUAUGGAGACUGAAGACUUUGUGCCUCCCCCUGAAUGCCCUGUUUUUGAGCCUACCUGGGAAGAGUUUGAGGAUCCCUUGGGAUAUAUUGCUAAAAUCAGGCCCAUAGCUGAAAAGUCAGGAAUAUGCAAAAUCCGGCCGCCUGCGGACUGGCAGCCACCAUUUGCUGUAGAAGUUGACAGCUUUCACUUCACUCCACGUAUUCAGAGACUCAAUGAACUUGAAGCAGAGACUAGAGUUACACUAAACUACUUGGACCAAAUUGCCAAGUUUUGGGAGAUCCAGGGAUCCUCUCUGAAAAUCCCAAAUGUGGAGCGCAGAAUACUGGAUCUGUACAGCUUAAACAAGAUUGUACAAGAGGAGGGCGGUUAUGAGCCAAUAUGCAGAGAACGAAGAUGGGCACGCGUGGCACAACGCAUGGGGUACCCCUCAGGGAAAAACCUUGGCUCGCUUUUACGUUCACAUUACGAGCGCAUCAUCUAUCCUUUCCAUAUGUACCAGUCAGGGGCAAACAUGGUGGACUACAGAGAGAGACCCCGCUAUGACAAUGAGGAGAAGGAUAAGGAAUACAAGCCUCACAGUAUCCCAUUGCGGCAGUCUGUACAGCCAUCCAAAAUUACCAGCUAUGGACGGCGAGCCAAGCGUCUAACUCAGGAGGAUCCUGAGAACUCAGAUCCUGCCACCCAGAGCUCCUCUCAGCCCACUGAAACAUCUCCAUCCUGGCCGGAGCCAACUGUUGAGGACAUUGAGAAGAAUCCAGAGCUGAAAAAGCUCCAGAUAUAUGGUGCAGGCCCCAAGAUGAUGGGAUUGGGACUGAUGGCCAAAAAUAAGAACUUGCGCAAGAAAGACGGUGAUAUCCCAGAAUGCCCUCUGACACUUGUGGUUAAGGAAGAGUUUGCUGUGGAAGGCCGUGGAGAGCCAGGGGAAGUUCAUGUGCAUGUGAAAUCAGAGCGUUCCCUUAGCCCAGAGCCUUGUACUAAGAUGACCAUGAAGCUACGAAGGAACACCAUCACCAACACCAAUCAGUUUGUGGACACCUACAUUUGUCGCAUUUGUUCCCGCGGUGAUGAUGAUGACAGAUUGUUACUGUGUGACGGAUGUGACGACAACUAUCACACUUUCUGCCUACUUCCACCUCUUACUGAACCCCCAAAGGGUAUCUGGCAUUGCCCCAAAUGUGUCAUGGCAGAGUGCAAGCGACCCCCUGAAACAUUUGGGUUUGAGCAAGCAACACGAGAGUACACACUACAAAGCUUCGGGGAGAUGGCUGAUGCAUUUAAAGCUGAUUAUUUUAACAUGCCAGUACAUAUGGUCCCGACGGAGCUGGUGGAGAAGGAGUUUUGGCGCCUGGUUAAUAGCAUAGAGGAAGAUGUUACAGUCCAGUAUGGAGCAGACAUUCACUCCAAAGAGUUUGGCAGUGGUUUCCCCAUGUUGGAUGGGAAAACAGAACUCUCCCCCGAGGAAAAGUCGUAUGCAACCGGUGGGUGGAAUUUGAAUGUGAUGCCAGUACUGGAGCAGUCUGUGCUAUGUCACAUAAAUGCUGACAUUUCUGGCAUGAAGGUGCCCUGGCUUUAUGUUGGAAUGGUGUUCUCUGCAUUCUGCUGGCACAUUGAGGAUCACUGGAGUUAUUCCAUAAACUACCUUCAUUGGGGGGAGCCCAAGACCUGGUAUGGGGUGCCAUCCUCAGCGGCUGAGCAACUUGAAGGUGUAAUGAAGAAGUUGACACCAGAGCUUUUUGAAAGUCAACCAGACCUCCUACAUCAGCUGGUCACACUCAUGAACCCCAACACCCUCAUGGCACAUGGCGUGCCGGUGGUGCGCACUAAUCAGUGUGCAGGGGAGUUUGUCAUCACAUUCCCAAGGGCCUAUCACAGCGGUUUCAAUCAAGGCUACAACUUUGCAGAGGCAGUCAACUUCUGCACUGCUGACUGGCUCCCAACCGGAAGGAAGUGUAUCGAGCAUUACCGGAGGUUGCGGCGAUACUGUGUCUUCUCUCAUGAGGAGCUGAUUUGCAAGAUGGCUGCUUGUCCCGAGAGGUUGGACAUGAGCUUGGCAGCUGCUGUACACAAAGAGAUGUUUCUGUUGGUACAGGAAGAAAGGCGGCUGCGCAAAGCCCUUUUGGAACAGGGUGUCACAGAGGCAGAAAGGGAAGCCUUUGAGCUUCUUCCUGAUGAUGAAAGGCAAUGCCAGAAGUGCAAGACCACUUGCUUCCUCUCUGCUUUGGCAUGUUAUGACUGCCCUCAGGGCUUGGUGUGCUUGUACCACAUUGAGGACUUGUGCCACUGCCCACCAUCUCGUCAAUAUCUCAGGUAUCGCUACACCCUAGAUGAGCUUCCGGCCAUGUUACAUAAGCUGAAAGGUCGAGCAGAGUCCUUUGACACGUGGUCUAAUAAAGUGCGCCAAGCUAUAGAAUUAGAUGGGAAAACAAAGAAAGAACUGGUGGAUCUAAAGGCUCUGGAAGCUGAGGCUUUGGAAAAAAAAUUUGUGGAGAAUGAGCAUCUGCAGCUAUUGAGGUGCUCCAUCCAAGAAGUUGAAAGCUGCAUUGCAGAAGCAAAGAAAGUACUGGGCAACUCCCAAGCUAGUAGGAGUCAUUCUACAGUGAUCUCUUUCGAGAGUUUGAUCAAACUUGUUCAGCGCAUUCAGUCUGUCUCUUGCGUUGUCCCACAACUUUCACAGCUUCAGCGUUUAGAAGAACAGGCAGAGAUCUUGCAGGAGGAAGCACAGAAAUGCCUGCAUGCUCUACCCGAUAGCGCCUCCCAGCUAAGUGAGGUACUAGAGCGAUGCCAGGCUGUGAUGGUGGAACUACCAGCGGUCAAGCAAAUAGAAAGACAUUUGAGACAGGGAGAGUGGUUGGAGCGAGUACGCACAGCACUGAGUUCAGGGCCUUCAAGCACACUUCAAGAGAUGCGCUCUCUGUUAAAGGAAGCUGAAGAAGUGGCAGAGAGCCCUGCUGUAGAAAAGGCACAAAGUGAACUGCAAGAGCUCAUCUCUAUUGCUCUGCGCUGGGAGGAGAAGGCCCAGAUGUGUCUGGAGGCAAGUUCUUCUUUACUUGCCCCCUGCAGACAGAAGCACCCUCCUGCUAUGUUAGAAGCCAUCAUAAAAGAAGCAGAACAUAUUCCAGUGCUGUUACCGAACACCCUGAGCCUGAAGGAUGCUCUCUGCAAAGCCAGGGCUUGGAGUGCCGAUGUGGAGGAGAUACAGAGUGGUGAUCACUACCCAUGCUUAGAUGACUUGGAGGGUUUGGUGGCGGUGGGCAGGGAUCUCCCAGUGAAAAUGGAAGAACUUCAUCAGCUGGAGGUGCAAGUGGCAGCAGCUCAUUCCUGGAGGGAGAAAGCAUCAAAAACGUUCCUCAAGAAGAAUUCCUGCUACACCCUCCUGGAGGUGCUUUGUCCAAGUGCAGAUGUUUGCUCAGACACUGGAAAAAGGUCUCGAUGGAAGAGAGAAAAGGAGCAGGGCUUGUACAGGUCGGACAUUGAGAGCCUUGGGUUGUCUGCGCAGGACCUGCGGGACCCUGGUUGUAUAGUAUUGGCAUUUAAAGAAGGGGAGCAAAAAGAGAAGGCUGGAAUCCUUAGGUUACGUGCUAUGAAUUCCUCUGUGGAAGGAGGCUGUGUAUGUGUUUGUGGGGAGCUGCCAGAUGAGCUCAUCUUGAGAUGUGAGAUGUGCCAAGACUUAUUCCAUGGGCUGUGUGUGCCCAGCCCCAGGCUCUCAAAUCACCACGGUGCACACACUCUUCCAUCACUUAUUUGGUGGGAAUGGGACAGCCGUUUCUUGUGCUCACUCUGUGUGCGCUCCCGUAGACCUCGGCUACAGACCAUCCUCUCUCUGUUGGUGGCCCUCCAGAAACUGCCUGUGCGGCUGCCAGAGGGGGAAGCUUUACAGUGUUUAACAGAGCGAGCCAUGAGCUGGCAGGAUCGGGCUCGCAGGGUCCUUGCCACACCAGAAAUUUCUUCUGCAGCAACAGCACUUGCAGAGCGCAGGCAAAGAAUGCAGCAGCAUUGUAAAGAUCCACAUGCACUGAGAGAGACAACCUGGAAUGAACAGAACCCUGUUUCACAUGGGAAUGGAAACAGUCACUCUGAAAAUGGCACUUGCGCAAUGCCUGAUCUAGAUGCAAUGGCUGCCCUGCUCCCACGUAUAGAAAAGGCAGCAGUUCUAGAGUUGUCGCUGGGCUCACGAGCACUACUGGAAGACCUAAUGUUGGAGGGGGACCUUCUAGAGGUGACGCUGGAAGAAGAAGCAAGCGUUUGGCGAUUAUUACUGGCAUCACAGACUCCCUGUAUAGACCGGCUGCGCACCCUGAUAGAGAUUGAGAGGUGUGAACGGAGGGUGGCUCUGCAAAAAGGCAAAGACCCAGAAAGGCGGAAAAAAAGGAGGAGCGAGCGGGACGAUGGCUACUCUCCACCCAUUCUCCCAAAGGAGGAGCUGGGUCCAAAGAGGUGCCGCAGCGACAUCCGAGCACAGGAGACCCUCUCUGAUAAGGAGAGCCCCAGGAAGGGAGGGAGUGAAUACAGCCAGAAUGGAGGAGAGAAGCGCUUGUGACAUUUGGCCAGGGAGCGUGAUCCUUUGAUGCUGGGACAGUGACUCCUCUCCAGAUGGACGCUCAGUUUUACCUCGCUAAAGAAUAGUGAGAGGCGGAUGUAUGGGAGGCCAAAAACAAAACAAGGUGCCCCCUCCCUUCUACACUGCAUUCUCUGUUCUGUUUUUACUCCCUCCUGUCUGAGGGGGGGGGCAUAUUCCUCAAUCUGGGGGGUGUAUUGUAUUAACUGGUGCUGCCUGACUGUGACAGAAAGCAGAACCACUUGCUGCUCUUUUAUGGAUUGAAGGAUUCUGGGUGAGCGAGGGGAAAGACUUUGCUUCUCCUCCAAGUGUAUCAUCAAGCAAAUAAUUCCCAGCGAAGGAAGACCCUGCACCAUGAGCGAGUUGCCUGUAGAGGGGAUACAGGGGGACAUUUUCGCUACCUCCAGACACAGAACUGGGAACGCACACUUUUAUUUACUAGGUGUCCAGUACCAGCAUUUGGGCAUCCCCCAGUGCCAUAGCGAGUGAAGACGAGGUUAUGGGGGUAGCAAUGGUUAUGGUGGGACAUGUUUAGUUUAUUUAUUCCCUUCUCAUUAUCGGACUCUCACGAAUUGCCCCAGCCCUUCCCUCUGUCUCCCCUUAUUCAGGUUCUCCGCACCCCAACCCAAGUCACAUGUUCACUUUGUUCGGAACACUUUGUUUAAAAAAAAAGGUUUUUUUAAAAAAAAUGUACAAAAAAUGUCAUUAACUCCGAGCUGGAGGGUUCUUUUUUCUGACAGGUAGAAAUAAACGUAGAGGUUUUUUGAAA